Messenger RNA from Sceloporus undulatus (fence lizard), 2556 nucleotides. RefSeq names its product nectin-3-like. The record is from RefSeq and is a predicted model, not a curated record. Lineage: Eukaryota; Metazoa; Chordata; Lepidosauria; Squamata; Phrynosomatidae. Gene Ontology annotation, biological process: homophilic cell-cell adhesion; symbiont entry into host cell; heterophilic cell-cell adhesion. The transcript is spliced from 9 exons. The coding region runs from base 45 to 1562 and encodes 505 amino acids. Gene Ontology annotation, cellular component: apical junction complex; adherens junction.
GACCCGGCGCUGGGAGGCGGAGGAGGAGGCGCCUUCCUUCCAGCAUGGCCGGGUCCGAAGAAGAAGAGGCAGCCGGGGCCGCCGCCUUGGCCGAGUCCUGCCGCCUGCGCCGCCGCCGCCUUGGCCGCCCAGCCAUGCCGGCCUUGCUCUUGUCGCUGGGCUUGGUCCUCUCCCGAGGCUGCUGCGGUGCCUUAGCUGGACCAGUAGUUGAUCCACAUGUGAGAGCAGUAUGGGGGAAGAAUGUUACACUGAAGUGCAUAAUUGACAUAAAUGAAACAUUAACACAAAUUACAUGGGAGAAGAUACAAGGAAAGAGUGCUCCGACUAUUGCUGUUCACCAUCCUGAAUAUGGAUUUUCUGUUCAAGGAGAAUAUCAAGGAAGAGUAUCACUUAAAAACACAUCACUUACUGAUGCAUCAAUCAUACUAGAGAAUGUUACCUUCUCUGAUUCUGGAGAAUAUGUAUGCAAAGCAGCUACAUUCCCUCUAGGAAACUCUCAGUCAACAACAUCUGUAACUGUAUUAGUUGAACCAAUUGUGAGCCUGACAAAGGGACCAAAUGCUUUAAUAGAUGGAGCCAAUCAAACAGUUGCUGCCAUUUGCACAGCAGCCACUGGAAAACCAGCUGCAGAGGUUGUCUGGGAAGGUGAUCUUGGUGAAAUGGAAUCCACUUCAACUUCGUAUCCAAAUGAAACUGUCACAGUGGAGAGUCAAUACAAGCUUGUCCCCACCAGGUUUGCUAGAGGAAGACAUAUAACUUGUGUUGUGAAACAUCCAGCUUUGGAAAAAGAGAUAAGAAUGGUGUAUGUGUUGGAUAUUCAGUAUUCCCCUGAAGUUACAGUAACUGGGUAUGAUGGAAAUUGGUAUAUAGGACGAGAGAAUGUUUUACUCAGGUGUAAUGCUGAUGCAAAUCCACUGCCAAUGGAGUUUACGUGGAGUCGAUUGGAUGGAAGUUGGCCUGAAGGUUUGCAGUCCUUAAACAAUACUCUGCAUUUCAACAGUCCAUUGACUUACAAUUAUACUGGAACUUAUGUUUGUAAAGUGGCCAAUACGCUGGGCCAAAGAAGUGAUCAAAAGACUAUCUACAUAUUAGAUGUUCCAUUUAAACAGUCAUCACCAGUAGCUGUAGCUGGGGCUGUAAUAGGAGCAGUACUUGCUCUCUUUAUCAUUACCAUCUUUGUGACUGUACUACUCACUCCUAGAAAGAAAAGGUCCUCUUACCUGGACAAAAUGAUUGAUCUUCCACCAACACACAAGCCGCCAUCUUCAUAUGAAGAAAGAGCUCGCUCCCUGUCACGGAAGGAAAUAAUUCUUCCAAAACAGCACUUCUCUCUGCAGAAAUGCAAAGAAAAUGAGUGCCAUGACAAGGAAGGUAGAAACUUGCAGCCCAAAAAGAUGGUAAACUGCAGACAAUUUAGCUAUGAUGAUGAAAAUCACCUGCCCCAAGACCAUCAGAAAAUGUAUGUUUUCAAACAAACAAAUUGCAAAGAUUGGAGCAACAAGAAUCUUCCAAAUCCAGGCAAUGGAAGAGUAUACAUAAAUCCCAGAGAACAUUAUGUGUGACUUGACUUUUCACUUCUGAAUUGUGGAAAAUAAUAUGAAUCUGUCUAAACAGUAUUUUGUACUAUAUGGAGUUCUAGUCAAUGUAUGCUGUGGGUUCAGUGAGCACUCUGUUUACUUUAUUUGUGAAUGAAGAGGAAAAGAAAAUAGAAAAAAAAUCAAAUGAUUAGAGACUAGUGGUUCUUGACAGAAGGGUACUAUUACAAUUUACAUUUGUAAGGUAUUCUUUGUACUUUAAGAUUAGGCAAUCUGUUACUCUGUAGUUUAUGUACUUUAAGAUUAGGCAAUCUGUUACUCUGUAGUUUAAAUAUGUAUUUAAUGAUGAAUUUAGAUGACUUCUCUAGCUGGUCCUCUGAAUUCUUUAUUCCUGAAACACAUGCUUAAUGAACGUGCAUGAUCAUCUCCAUUUCCCAUAUAGUUUACAGUCUCACUUUCCACCACCCCUUCAGUUAAUUUGGUUGCUACUUACCUGUAGCAUAUGGAAAGACAUAAUGUGAUAUUAUACAGUGUUGUUUUUAAUGGUAGAUACUACUGAGAUGAGAACAAGAGAACACGUGCUUCUUUUUUUGGGAGCAGCAAUGCAUCUUCCUCAUGACUAGCUUCACUCCUAGAAGAAAAUGUGUCUGGUAACUGACAUAUUGGUUGUCUCUCGCAAAAUGCUCUCUUGUACUGCCAGUAUCAUCAAAACACUACAUAUCUGUCCCUUUGUUGAUACUAGCCAAUAAGUAGUAGCUUGCCAUUGGUUCAAAAAUGAGAUGGUGCUGGUCAUGUCAGCAGAACAGAACUUCAAGAAUGUGCCUCAUGAAUGCUUUUGCUCUUAAAUCAAAUUCUCUUAAUAUUUUGCUUAACUUGUCUUAGAGCAAUUGAAAUGUUCUAGCAAUAGCAAGUACAUUUCUAUCAGUGAACUAGCACUCCCCAUCUGUAAGCCAGUUGCCCCCAACAAGCUGGGUACUCACUUUAGCGACCUCGGAAGGAUGCAAGACUGAGUUGGACCUGA